GUGCUUUUAUUUUUAUCUGCAAAUUGUCAUUAAAAAAAAUUAUUAAAUCAUUUUUAAGUGCAUUUAGUUGGUUAAAAAUAGAAUUUAAUUAAGUACUUUAUUAAAAAUGUUUCCUGUUUUUCUUCAGAACACUCUGAAUGGAACCAUUUAAAAUGUCAUAAACCUUUUUCGAUAAUGAUUGGCUGGAUUUAUGCGUUAGUGUAUUUAAUAAGUUACUUAGUGGCUCAAGACUUGGAAUCGCCUUGCCCGAAAUUGUUCGUCUAUGAACCCAGGAAUCCGAAUGAACCAGAUCGGAUAUAUGGCGUCUUGACUUUAAUAUCGGAUCACGAACUCAAUGGAAUUUGGUUGAGAGUAAUAUUUGACAAGCCUAGUCUGCAAUUAGGGAAUUGGUUUGGACUAGUUAAAACAGACGACAACAAAAUCUACAGAAUACAAAGCCCUACUAGAAAAUUAAUGCCAAAUACGCCAGUCAAAGUACGGUUUUAUGUCAAAUAUGACACAAACGAACCACCUCCUCGAUUGGUUGAGUGGCGCCUUAACGCCAAAACAGUUUGCCCGGAUGGGGUAGUGACAGAAUCGUAUAACACGGAAAUGUACUUUACUAGUCCCGAAUUAGUUUUAACUACGCUAAGGCCUUCUCACCCUCCGCCUCAACCCCAACCUCAACUAGAAUUGGAAAACGGAAAUACCAUGAAUAUUGGCGACUAUUUUCGACCUCAAGAAGUUAGUAAUGAAGAAGAUGAUUUUUUCGAGGGCGAUUUCGCCUUAUUGGGAAAACCAAAACCUUCAAAACCUAUCUUAGAUGAACAGUGUGGUGUAGUCGUUAAAGCUGCCCAACCUCUGAUAACCUAUGGUCAACCGACAGAAGAAGGACAAUUUCCAUGGCAUGUUGCUUUAUAUCACGCCAGAGGAAUAGAUUUAACCUAUAUCUGUGGAGGAUCUUUAAUUAGUUCAAAUCACAUCAUCACAGUUGCUCAUUGCGUGACUAGGAGAAAAACUCAAAGCGCCUUAUCUCCAAGCACUCUCAUGGUCUAUCUGGGUAAAUAUUAUCUGAAAGUAUGGUCGAAUCCCGGCAUUCAAGAUAGACAAAUCGAGAAAAUAAUAGUCCAUCAAAGAUACAACUCGCAUACGUUCAGUAACGAUAUCGCUAUUUUGAAACUGAACCAACCAGCAGAUAUAACAGAUUUUGUCAGACCGGUUUGUUUAUGGAAUGAACUCAAUCAUUUGGAAUCGGUGAUAGCAAAGCAAGGUACUGUUGUUGGUUGGGGAUUCGACCAAAACGGUAAAGUAACCGAGCAACUAACGCAGGCGCAUAUGCCUGUCGUUUCCCAAGAGACCUGUAUCUAUUCCUUCCCGGAAUUCUACUCUAGGUUCACCUCGGAUCACACCUACUGCGCAGGCUUUAACAACGGCACUUCAGUUUGCAACGGUGAUUCCGGUGGUGGCAUGGUAUUUCCAAGGAGAGGUUCGGACCCCCACAAUCCAAUUUGGCAGAUCAGGGGCAUGGUCUCGAUCAGCGUUGCAUUACAAAAUCAGUUUAAGUGCGAUUCAUCGCAUUAUGUAGUAUUCACAGAUAUCGCUAAAUAUUUGGACUGGAUCAAAAAUGCUUUACAAUUGUGAUAGGAUUUUAGAAUAAAAUCUAGACUUUUUUAACUGCUUUGUAUACACUAAAUUUAAUCGAUCGCCAAUAAAUAAUUUAUUUUUAA
This is a messenger RNA of Psylliodes chrysocephalus, 1706 nucleotides long. The record is from the annotation of a GenBank genome assembly. Lineage: Eukaryota; Metazoa; Arthropoda; Insecta; Coleoptera; Chrysomelidae.